Molecule: messenger RNA, 1564 nt
Organism: Panicum virgatum (switchgrass)
Lineage: Eukaryota; Viridiplantae; Streptophyta; Magnoliopsida; Poales; Poaceae
Product: probable WRKY transcription factor 57
Exons: 5
Coding region: 246-1202 (318 amino acids)
Biological process (GO): regulation of DNA-templated transcription
Molecular function (GO): sequence-specific DNA binding; DNA-binding transcription factor activity
Source: RefSeq, a predicted model, not a curated record
ACGGCACCGGCGCACCUCAACGCGGCGGGGCCACACUAACAAAAAAAUAAUAAAAAUCCACCACCACUCCUAGUCCUAGCUUCCGCUGCACACAGUUCUACUCCGAGGCACAAGCGCGGAGCAGAGCAAACCCUCGGCUAGCUAACUCGCCAGCCAGUGACAAAGAGUGCUCGCGCCGCCGCAGCCGAGCUGAGAAGCUAGGGAGCUGGGGGAUCGGCUCGGCUCGUCUCGGUGUGGUGCUGCCCAUGGCCGGCGCCGCCGGCGACGGUGCGGAAGGGGUCGGAGGCGAGUGGCCCUUCGCUGGCGCCGACGCCUUCGCGGAGUACCCGUCGUCCGUCUUCGCGGAGCUUGGCUGGCCGGGCGGCCUGGCCGCGGGCGCUGGGGAGCUGCCGGUGCUGGAUCUGCCCGAGGCGGCGGCGGCGGCGCCGCCCGCGGAGGCGACGCGGCUGGAGGAGGCCGUAGCGCCAGCCAGGUCAGGGGACGCCGCCGCUUCGUCGAGCUCAAGCGGGGAUGGGGACGGGGAUGGCGCCGCGCCGGGAAGCUACGACCGGAAGCCAGCCGCCGAGACAGCGAGUACGAAGCCGGCGGCGGCGAAGAAGGGGCAGAAGCGGGCGCGGCAGCCGCGGUUCGCGUUCAUGACCAAGAGCGAGAUCGAUCACCUCGAGGACGGCUACAGAUGGAGGAAGUACGGCCAGAAAGCUGUCAAGAACAGUCCUUUCCCAAGGAGCUACUACAGAUGCACCAACAGCAAAUGCACGGUGAAGAAGCGCGUGGAGCGGUCCUCGGCCGACCCCUCCGUGGUGAUCACCACCUACGAGGGCCAGCACUGCCACCACAUCGGCUCGUUCCCGCGCGGCGGCGGAGUAGGCGCCGCCGCCGCCGCGGCGCACAUCCAUCGCAGCGUGGCCGCCGUCGCGCUUGCGGAGCAGAUGUCGUCGUUCAUUCCCCCGCAGCAGCUCUACGGGUUGCCGCCGUUGCGCCCACAGGGCUCGCCGUCCUCGGAGACCGUCGUUAGCCCGGCGUCCACAUCUUUGCAGCAGCUGAAUGGCAGCGGCGACGAGCUGCAGCGGACAAGCUUCAGCCCGAGGGCGUCCCCGGCGCGGUCGCCGACGACGACGACGCCGUCACCGGCCAUCUCAGUAGUUGAGAAGGCCGGCGGGUUAUUGGACGAUAUGGUGCCUCAUGGAGUAAGGCAUGGAUGACAAAAUGGUAAAGAAACUGAGCUAAAACUUAUCUAUCUGACGACGAAUUGAAGUCCUCUCGGCACUAGCUACCAGCGGCAGCAGGAAGGCAGAUAAACCAGCUGCUAGUAUGGCUUCUGGAUCGUAUCCCGCGGCAUUAUCCAUCAAUAUAUAGUUAGUUUUCUCUCUAAGCUAAAUGACCAGGUAAUGCAUGUGGAUUGUAUGUAUGUAACUCUCAGCUUCAGAUCAGUUAUUGACAGAAUAUGCAUGGUAUUUUUCAUAGCUAAUUUAUCCAGCAGUGUCCAGGUUUGUACUCUUCAUGGCAAUUUUUUCUGCCAGAUAACUUACAUCAGAUUAGUAAAUUAUGGCCCCUCCGUUCUGAA